GAGGUUUAUGAGCUAGCACAAUUAUGCACCCCAUUAGAGCUGCUGCCUUCCUCCGCCUUCGAUGAUGUCGUUCACCGUCAUAGGAACCCCGUUCAGUACGUUUACACGGACGAUCACUCUUGGUCUGCAUUACAAGAGAGGGAAAGAAGGCACGCUUAAGCUACGAGAAAGUCUCGCCAUCGUGAGGUAUCUCGACAGAGUGGCACCACAACCGACCCUCUGUAUAUCUGCUGGCGACGGUCGUGCUCUCAUCGAGGAACAGAUGUGGGAGUUUGUGAGUAUGGUAGCAUCACAUGGAUUUCCUGCCAUAGAGUUCGGUGUUGUCAAACCGCGCAUGGCUCUCACUGAUGAGGGCAAAGCGACGGACGCGGAAAUCCGGGAAAGCAUUAACACCGGCGUCAACCGAUCGCGCCGAUUCUUGACUAUCAUCGAGGAAGCGAUGUCUCCUGAGGGUUACGCAUUCGGAGAAAAGUUGAGCUGGGCAGACUUCUUCCUUUACCCUCUUCUUGCAGACCUCCGGGCAAUUCCGGAGGGUGAGUUGCUCAGCGAGCGCAUGCUUGCCUGGAUGGAGUCGAUGGACAAGUUAGAGGCGGUGAAGGCGACAACCCCGGGCACCCUGUCUGCCGGUGCAAGGCCAUCCUAG
Pisolithus orientalis is the source of this 643-nucleotide messenger RNA. RefSeq lists its product as uncharacterized. The transcript has 3 exons. The record is from RefSeq and is a predicted model, not a curated record. Lineage: Eukaryota; Fungi; Basidiomycota; Agaricomycetes; Boletales; Pisolithaceae. Bases 62 to 643 code for a protein of 193 amino acids.